AUGUCUCGAAUCCUUGAAGCCUCUGGCUCGCUGCCACCACUCCGGAAACCUCGCAAAGCCUACGCCAGAGCAGUCGAGGCCCAGAUCAGCGUGAGUGGCUGCACCCACGUCAGCGUCGGUCCGAUUGCCAAGGGGAACUACUCCGUAGAUGGCUCCAACCACAACAAGCCGGCAUACCGGAAGGAGCAGAAGGUGAGUGGCCUGGACGUCAUGCUCUACUACUGGGACGAGCGCGAUGGCGUCGAGUUCAGUGGCUGGUGGUUUGGGCCGAAGAUUGGCGGCGACCAGGUUUGGGCCUACCAGCCGACACGAGCCACGCAGACGCCACCGCGAACCGGAUGGAAGGCAGUCUUUAUGUGCUUAUGA
Messenger RNA from Symbiodinium sp. CCMP2456, 366 nucleotides. Lineage: Eukaryota; Dinophyceae; Suessiales; Symbiodiniaceae. The record is from the annotation of a GenBank genome assembly.